Messenger RNA from Heterocephalus glaber (naked mole-rat), 7071 nucleotides. It is a transcript of the gene Otud4, whose product is annotated as OTU deubiquitinase 4. Gene Ontology annotation, molecular function: cysteine-type deubiquitinase activity; K63-linked deubiquitinase activity. NCBI's taxonomy places the organism in Eukaryota, Metazoa, Chordata, Mammalia, Rodentia, Bathyergidae. The record is from RefSeq and is a predicted model, not a curated record. Gene Ontology annotation, biological process: negative regulation of toll-like receptor signaling pathway; protein deubiquitination; negative regulation of interleukin-1-mediated signaling pathway.
UCCUCGCUGCGCUCGGGCCGAAAGCGAAAACAAAUUCUGCGCUGCGAGGCUGCUGUCCUCCGCCGGGCGCCCCCACCCAGCCACCCAGCCACCCAUCCACUCCGAGCUCCCCGCCCCUCGGGCGCCUCCGGCGAGGUAUUGCACUCUCAGUCUCGCCAUGUUGAAGUUAGAAUGGCCUGCAUUCACUAUCUUCGAGAAAACAGAGAGAAAUUUGAAGCGUUUAUAGAAGGUUCAUUUGAAGAAUAUUUAAAACGUUUGGAAAAUCCACAGGAAUGGGUAGGACAAGUGGAAAUAAGUGCCCUUUCUCUUAUGUACAGGAAAGAUUUUGUAAUCUAUCGGGAACCAAAUGUUUCUCCUUCACAAGUAACUGAAAAUAAUUUUCCUGAAAAGGUGUUACUGUGUUUUUCCAAUGGAAAUCAUUAUGAUAUUGUCUAUCCAAUAAAGUAUAAAGAUAACUCUGCUAUGUGUCAGUCUCUCCUUUAUGAAUUGCUAUAUGAGAAGGUGUUUAAAACUGAUGUUGGUAAGAUCAUGAUGGGGCUAGACACCUCUGAAGUAGCUGAUGAAGACAACAGUGAAAUAUCAGAUUCAGAGGAUGACAGUUGCAAGAAUAAAACCACCACUGCUAAUGAUGUGAAUGGAUUUAAACCUUUGUCAGGCAAUGAGCCGAAGAAAAAUGGGAACUCUACUAUCCUUCCUCUGUCUAGAAAGGUUCUUAAGUCACUUAACCCAGCAGUGUAUAGAAAUGUGGAAUAUGAAAUUUGGUUGAAGUCUAAGCAAGCUCAACAAAAACGUGAUUAUUCUAUUGCUGCUGGUUUACAAUAUGAAAUUGGAGAUAAAUGCCAAGUUAGAUUGGAUCACAUUGGAAAAUUUUCUAAUGCAGACAGUCAGGAAGUUAACUCUGAAAAUGGACCAGUUUUGGUUGAAGACCUGGGAAAAAAACAUGGAUCAAAGAACCUCAAACCAACUCCUCUAGAAAGCUGGAACACAGUGUCUGGAAAAAAGACAAAGAAACCUUCCAGUUCUGGACAAAAUUUCUAUUCUGACACGGAUUUCAGAGGGCCAAAGAAUCCGAGCAAGCCAAUCAAAGCCCCAUCAGCACUACCUCCUCGACUACAGCAUCCUACGGGUGUAAGACAACAUGCAUUCUCUAGUCAUUCUUCAGGGUCCCAGUCUCAAAAAUCUUCCAGUGAGCACAAAAAUAUUAGCAGGACACCCUCACAGAUCAUAAGAAAACCUGACCGUGAGCGAGUUGAAGAUUUUGAUCACAUGAGUCGAGAAACUCACUAUUUUGGCCUCUCCCCGGAAGAGCGCAGAGAGAAGCAAGCCAUAGAAGAAUCUCGCUUACUCUAUGAAAUUCAGAACAGAGAUGAGCAGGCUUUCCCAGCACUUUCUAGCUCAUCAGUCAGUCAGUCGGCUUCUCAGAGUAGCAACUCAUGUGCCCAGAGAAAAUCAUCACAUGUAAGUGAUAGAAAAGGGAAUAGGCGGAGAAUGGAUACAGAAGAACGAAAAGACAAAGAAUCUACUCAUGGACAUACUCACUUGGACAAAAAACCUGAGCCAGGCACAUCAGAGAGUCUUAAUGAUGAUAAAUGUACAAGAGUUUCAUCACCAUCAAAGUCAAAGAAAUUGGAGUGCCCGUCUCCUGCAGAACAAAAGCCAGCAGAACAUGUGUCUUUGUCAAAUCCAGCUCCCCUUGAAGUUUCUCCAGAGGUACAUCUAACUCCUGCGGUGCCUUCUUUACCAGCCACUGUGCCAGCCUGGCCAAGUGAACCUACAACUUUUGGACCAACAGGUGUCCCUGCUCAAAUUCCAGUUUUGUCAGUGACACAGACUCUGACCACUGGACCUGAUUCUGCUGUGUCCCAAGCUCAUUUGACAUCCUCUCCAGUUCCUGUGUCAAUACAGGCAGUUAACCAGCCCUUAAUGCCUUUGCCUCAGACAUUGAGCCUUUACCAAGACCCACUCUAUCCCGGGUUUCCUUAUAACGAAAAAGGAGAUCGAGCCAUUGCACCACCUUAUUCACUGUGUCAGACUGGGGAGGACCUGCCUAAAGAUAAGAACAUUCUUCGAUUCUUCUUCAAUCUUGGUGUGAAGGCAUAUAGUUGUCCGAUGUGGGCUCCUCAUUCUUACCUGUACCCUUUGCACCAGGCCUACCUGGCAGCCUGCAGGAUGUACCCAAAGGUCCCUGUCCCCGUGUAUCCUCAUAAUCCUUGGUUCCAAGAAGCUGCUUCUGCUCACAAUGAAAGUGACUGUACCUGUACUGAUGCACACUUUCCUAUGCAGACUGAGACCAGCGUCAAUGGUCAAAUGUCACAGGCAGAGAUCGGGCCGCCAACAUUUUCUUCACCUCUGGUUAUCCCUCCAUCUCAGGUGUCUGAAAGUCAUGGACAGUUGUCUUACCAGGCUGAUCUUGAAUCUGAAAACCCUGGGCAGCUUCUUCAUGCUGAAUAUGAUGAGUCACUAAGCGGCAAGAACAUGUAUCCGCAGCCAUCCUUUGGACCUAACCCAUUCUUAGGCCCAGUUCCCAUUGCGCCCACCUUUUUUCCUCACGUUUGGUAUGGGUAUCCUUUUCAGGGAUUUAUAGAAAAUCCUGUAAUGAGGCAGAAUAUAGUCUUGCCCUCUGAAGAGAAAGGUGAAUUGGAGCUGCCCUUGGAAAAUCUAGAUCUGUCUAAAGAAUGUGGUUCGGUCACAGCAGUAGAGGAGUUUUCAGAAUCCAGGAGUGACGAUACACAUUCUGUUCCUGAAGCAAGUGUAAGCAGCAAAACUGAAGGCCGAGCGGAGCAGUCAUCACAAACACGAAAGGCAGAUCUGGCACUGGCUUCUGCCCCUAUUGGAGCAGAAGGAAAAGUUCAUCUUCCCACUCAGGUUCUAAACAGAGAAAGAGAAACUGUGCCUGUUGAACUUGAGCCUAGGAGGACCAUUCAGAGUCUGAAAGAAAAACCAGAGAAAGCAAAAGAGCCUAAGACUGCUGCUGAUGUGGUCAGCCCUGGGGCCAACUCUGUGGAUAGCAGAAUGCAAAGACCAAAAGAAGAGAGUUCAGAAGAUGAAAACGAAGUUUCUAAUAUUCUGAGAAGUGGCAGAUCCAAGCAGUUCUAUAAUCAAACUUACGGAGGCAGGAAGUACAAAAGUGACUGGGGAUAUGCUGGUCGGGGUGGCUAUCAACACGUGAGAGGAGAGGAGUCCUGGAAAGGGCAGCCAAGCCGAAGCCGAGAGGAAGGGUAUCAAUACCACCGAAAUGUCAGAGGACGGCCGUAUAGAGGAGAUAGGAGGAGAUCAGGCAUGGGAGAUGGCCACAGGGGACAACACACUUGAUGCUUGUUGCUUGGGUAUUUUAAAGCAGAAGCCCUUUUAAAGGCUUUAAAAAAAUACCUUAAAAUAAAAACCCCAAUUGGAACUAUCUCCUUCCCUCCCCUUUAACCUCAUUCCCGUUCUGGAUGGGAUUUUGGACAUGAGUCUAAGGGGCAAGUGAAUUUCUGGUAUUGCCAUUUCUCUUCGUUCAAAAUCUGUUUGCUUUCUGUGGGGUGACUGCCCCCAUAAAAAGUAGAAAAUAAGUUUGUUAAAGUAUUUUUUUAUAAACAGCUUAAUAUAAACCAUUAUAGAUUUAGUGUUUGGGUUUUUCCUCGUAUAAGUUUGAUUUUCAAAUGUUGGAAAUGUGUGCUUUAUAGUGUUUACUAAAGUGACAAGAAAAUAUACCAUUUGACACAGUAUAGAUUCCAAAACAUAACAUUGCACCAAAUAGAAAUGUAUAUUUUAUUAUGCAAUGCCUUAGUCAUAAACUGGGCUCAAACAAUUCUCAGCCUAAAACACUGUUGUCUUUUAAAAUGCUUCCAACCCAAAGGCCUUUCAUCUCAAUAUCUGUCAAACUUGAAUAAUGUCUUCUCUUUAAUAUUACACGUAAGGCAGCCUAUUAACUUGUGUCUUAGAAAUAUUGUAUAUAGUUCUUUUAAUAUUCAUAGGGUAUAUUUUUGAAUUUUGGUGAGUAUUUGUUGACUUUAAGAUUGCAUACAAGAAUAGAUGUUUAAGAAAUAGUAGGAAAUCCAGUGAAAUGGCUGUUUCCACCCAGGAUUGUUAGCACUGGUGUAAAUAUCAUGGUGCCUACUCGAAAGAAAUAUAGAUGCUAUGCAUUUUGGAAAUACUCUGCAUCUGUUAAAACUGCAGAAGUUUUGUAAUGCCACUUUAACACUAAUGCACUGACAGAUUCUAAAUAUUUUGUGAGAAGAAAUGUUAAAACUUUUUAGCUUGACAGGUUUCUAUAGAGUUAACUGUUUUUUCUUGCACCGUUGGAUAUGUGUAUCACUUUACAUUUGCAUGUUCAAGUUGUCAUGGCUGGAAUUGUGCAGAAACAAGAUGAUUGUGACUUCUAGUUCAUUUCUAGAGGAUGCUGCUAGAAAAUGGUUUUGCUUUGCAGUUUGUAGCUUUGUUACUCUUAGGAUUGAAUGUCUGAUCUUGUUUCUUGUCUUUGCAGUAUUCACUAGAGGUUCCCUUUGCAUGUUGCACUCUGUUCUUAUUUGGAGAUUGGACUCUGAAUUUUAACACAGUAUUCGUGUACCUGUGUUACUUUGUAAAAAAAAUAACUGUAGCUUCUUAUUUGUACAUACCAAUGUGAAAAUCUAUUCUUUAUGUUGAGAUUACUUUCUAAUCAGGAAGUUUGAGUGCUAUGCAAAUAAUGUAGUGAUUUUGCUUUGCAUGCCAUGUGUAAUAUAUGUAGCCAAAAAUAGAUGAGGUGGCUUGGCUUUUUUUUUUUUUUUUAAGCAGAUUACUUUAAAGCAAAUAUAAUUCACUUGAAUUUGAGACUGAAGCAGAUGAGUUUUCUGGGUUUUCUGAUAACCUGUAGGAAUGUUUGGAUGUCAGCUAGGCUCAGUGAAUCCCCAGUGUACUGUAAUAAUGGUUAUUUACCUCUGUGCUGUUUUAAUUACCUAAUGUCUGUGUAACUGCUGAUUUGAGUAGUGAUUAUUAGCAUUUGGAUAUUUUAUAACAUAGGAUUUUAGAGAGCACUUUGAAAGAACAUUUUAUUAUGAUGGUGCUAGCUAGGAAAAAAUUGUAAAGAUUGGGAUGGUUAUGUGGAAAAGAGAAUUCUUGGGAGAACCUGCUGGAAGGAAUUUGUCAUCACCUAAGGUAGGACAGUUGUUGAAGGAACUGUUUAUGCCAGUUUUUUUCUUAGCGUCUGGCUGAAUUAUUGAAUGAGAAGUUUAGAGGGUCCUUUAUUUUCAGCCCAUGCUUUUUUUUCUUUUAAAAUGUAGGAUUAGCUUACCUGAUAAUUUUAUUAUGAAAAUCACAUUUUUAUGUAAAUACCAGAUUCAAUAUAAGUUUGAUCUCAGGAGUCCAAAAGAAAUUGUGGUUUCCAGUGUCCUUCAUUUUAUUGACUGGGGUUUGAUCUGUUUCUAGCAGUGUUUGAAAAUUGGAUAGGAAAGGAUACUGUUAUUCACUGUCAUUCUCUUACCUCAGUUAAGCAACACAAUACUCUAUAGCUUUUGAGGGAAACACUGAUUUGCUUCUUUCCCCUGUCUCAUCUCCAGGGCAUGAUGGAAACAGUGCUGAAAGAGAAAUUUAGCAGAUGGUACUUUUCUUAGUAACCUCUGGAAUAAAAGAACUCUGAUAGUUUUUAAAUUGUCAGUCUUUGUGGGAGGUCAGUUUUUUUUCCUUUAGGUUUGUUUUUAACUGUAUUAGUCUAGGGGAUUUUUGCCUUAUGCUGAGGUCAAAACUAGGGCCAAGUACGCUUUUGUCCUUUAUAUUAACCGUAUGUCAUAUUGUAUGUUGUUAUGAGAUGAAUUUCUAUAUAAGAAAAGAAACAAAAAGAAUUGAGAAUCAUUUGUAUUUUGAUUUGGAAAUUAUGAAACAUCACUAUAGUAUGAUCAGACAGAUUUUCAAGAACAAAUGCUUAGACUGACCAAAGCUCACCUGUUUUUGAGUUAGGUGCUUUUGCUGAGCUUGAAUCCAGCCCCUAUUCCUUUUAGUACUGUGUAUGUCUGUUCUUCAAGUUUGUUUCCUGUCAAAUACAUCUUCAGUUCUUGCCCAUGUGCUCCUUGGCAGCUGGGAUACCAACAGCUGUGUAGUCCUCAUGUUGUUUCCUGGUAACCCACAAGUCCACUUUCAAGGCAGACCUAAGCUCAGACCCUGUCUUCAUCUGACAGGAGUUGGUUUUCCCAAACCACAGUGCUGAGAUGCGUAUUUGAUGCAGCUCUUAUUCUUGCAGUGUGUUGUUUCUUUGUGACUCAAGGGUGAACUAAAAUGCCUGUGAACUGCAAACUUAUGAUUGACUUGGUGCAAUAAAGUUCCUUUCUAACCAUUUCUGGUUUAGAAAAUACUCAGCCAUCCUAGAAACUAGCAAUAUUUAUUUUUGCCUCAUUUAUUUUACCUUCAGUUUUAGAUACUUUUUGUCUGUUCAUUUAUGGGUACUAAUCAAAGUCCAUUCUUGUGUAGCUGAAGAGAAUACAUAUUUGGCUACACUGUUCACUGUAUUUUGCUCCCUAUUUUGUCUAAAUGCUAUUGUUUUUCUUUUACAAUGGUAAAAAUGAUUCACUUCCAGUGUGUUACCAUCAAAGAACUAAGGCUUUGCUACUAGUGUCAGCCAUUUACUCUCCCAUUAAUAGGGAUUUUUAAAAAGAGGUUUUUCCCCCCUGAGAUACAAGUUUUAGAAAAUCUUAUAAGAGGGGUGGGUGCAUGUCUUAAUGCUGGGAAGCAGCAACUUUGGGGUUGAAUUUACUUGAAUGGGUUAAAAUUGCAUUGUUAACAGAGCUAGAAAAAUUUACAUAUGAAAAAUGAUAAUAGCCUUACACUGAGUACAAAUAAUACUUAAGCAUGUGAAGAUGUGAUCAUUUGUGAUGUUACUUGUAAAAAAAGUAUAUAUACAUAUCUUUUGAAGUGUUGAAAGGAAAAUAGUACUUUAUAUUCUUUAUCAUAUCACUUUUUAAAGUGUUGAAUAUAUUCCUGUUUAUUUUUCUAUGUUCUGUUUUGUAGCCUUAAGAAGUGUUUCAAACAUAUCUGAAUGUAUAAAAUAAGAGUAAAUGCCCUACAUGGUGUGAUGCUGCAUUAUAUAAAAACCGUGUGCAUAUAUUAAAUUUUGUCUCUUGA